Molecule: messenger RNA, 805 nt
Organism: Suillus paluster
Lineage: Eukaryota; Fungi; Basidiomycota; Agaricomycetes; Boletales; Suillaceae
Product: 60S ribosomal protein L24
Exons: 6
Coding region: 56-505 (149 amino acids)
Biological process (GO): cytoplasmic translation
Cellular component (GO): cytosolic large ribosomal subunit
Molecular function (GO): structural constituent of ribosome; mRNA binding
Source: RefSeq, a predicted model, not a curated record
CGUCCUCAAAGGCACCACCAAAUCAACAAGCCCCGGCAAAUCCGUCAAGAUCUAUAUGAAGGUCGAAAUCGACGCAUUCUCCGGUUUCCGCGUGUACCCCUCCAAGGGCAAACUCUUUGUCCGUGGAGACUCCAAAGUUUUCCGAUUCGCCAGCUCCAAGAAUGCCUCCCUGUUCCUCCAGCGCAAGAACCCCCGUAAGAUCGCCUGGACACAGGUCUACCGUCGCAUGCACAAGAAGGGUAUCACUGAGGAAGUCGCCAAGAAGCGUUCGCGCAGGACCGUGAAACACCAACGUGGCAUCGUUGGUGCUGACCUUGCUACCAUCGCCGCCAAGCGCAACCAGACCGCUGCUAUCCGCAACCAGCAGAGAAUUACGGCCAUCGCAAAGGCCAAGACUGAGAAGAAAGAGAAGGAGUCGAAAAAGGCCAAGCCUGCACGUGCGCCUGUUGCAAGUGGACCUAGGGUGUCGAAGCAGCAGAUGAAGGGUGGCAAGGGUGGACGAUGAGCAGUUUUUCCGUUGCUGGCACAGACCUAUGUAUCGCACGCCCUUUUCGACAUGACUUCACAUGCGCAAAAUCUAUGUUGCAUGCUUCCGCUUUCGUUCAUCUCACCUGUCACUCGCGGAAAAGAAGAAACAGAAACCUAACAUGACUGAGUUACCUUUCGUCAGUCGAGCGUCUGAAACGAGUGUAUUGUAUAGUUUCCGAUAGACCUUGCGUUUAGGAUAGCCCUUGUUGGUGUUCGGGAUUUACCUAAAACAUGCACCUGUGGUUCUGGGGACGCCGUGUUACUUAAGCCUCAUGUC